AUGAAGACCACCUCCCGCUACGAAAGCUCUAACGCUGCCUUCAAGGUCAACUCAACAAGCGCAAACACCCUUGUACAAUUUAUGAUGUGCUUUGAAAAUAGGGUAGACAGCCAACGAUAUCGUCAACGUGUAUCGGAGUACAAAACCUCAUCCACAAUGUUCACUGGCAAUACUGAUUUAGCGAUAGAACAGCACGCGUUCGCCAUUUACAAAAACGCUGUUUUCGCGCAAGUUCAAAAAGAGAUAAUUAAAGGGAAGUUUUUAUGCUACAUCACAAACCAAACCGAGCCCAGCAAUUCCAGUCUUCUGAUAGACGUCACUCAUUUGGAUAAAAGGAACAACAUCACAAACGUCUAUCAGGUUACGUAUAACACUGUAGACCAAUCCGCGAGUUGCUCAUGUAGGAAUUUCACACGUAUCGGAUAUGUGUGUCGCCAUGUCUUUUGCGUCUAUCGAUUGAAAAAUGUUGAAAGGAUUCCACCACAAUACAUAAACGAUAGGUGGCGUCGAGAUGCCCUCCCCAAACAGGUUUUUUCAAUUUCCAGUCGAUACGGAGUCAACCCACACGCACCGUCCAUUAUGCGGAAUGAAAUCCUCGACCUCGUUACUGAAUGCGUUUAUGUGGCCAGAACCGAUGAGGAUGCGUUGGCAAAAUUGGUUGACCAACUCAGGGAUUUCAAGAUCAAUGUGCUUUCCAAGCAACCAUUGUCUACACCUCAAAAUGAAUCAAACGAGUGUCAAAUGGAAGAAAUAGUUGGACAGCCAAUCAACAUUCCAGUCGAAGUUGUUAAUCCAGAAGUUGCACGCAAUAAAGGAUGUGGUACUCAUACUCGCAUUUCUGGGCCCGGUGAGAAGGCAAAGGCAAAACCACCAAAACUUCCAAAGCAGCUUCGUUUAUGCAAGCGUUGUGGUCUGUAUGUCGACGACCACGACUCACGCAACUGCCUUAAGGUGGCUGCAAUGAAAGCAGCAAAGGCAGCUGCUGAACAACAAAGGCAGACCGCCACUGGCGACUCACCCUCUGAUUAA
This is a messenger RNA of Helianthus annuus (common sunflower), 1029 nucleotides long. Its product is annotated as protein FAR1-RELATED SEQUENCE 5-like. The coding region runs from base 1 to 1029 and encodes 342 amino acids. The record is from RefSeq and is a predicted model, not a curated record. The transcript is spliced from 2 exons. Lineage: Eukaryota; Viridiplantae; Streptophyta; Magnoliopsida; Asterales; Asteraceae. Gene Ontology annotation, molecular function: zinc ion binding. Gene Ontology annotation, biological process: regulation of DNA-templated transcription.